AUGGGGAAAAAAAUGUUUAGGGGACCCUAUGGAGUUAAACUUGGUGCGGAUUUUGAGGAUUGUAAAUGUGCAGUGUAUUGGAAAACAAACAUGGGACAAAUCCUUCCUCUCCAAACCACCUCGAUCCAAAUCGCCGAUCUCCUUGCUCGAGAGUUUGAGCUUCAAAUCCACAGUCUCGGCAAACCCCCGCUUGCCGUAGCUACCGCUGCUCUUCUGAUCUCCGGCGCCGGGCAGCCCGAUGCCGAGCCUCAGCUCAGUCUCCUCAAACCCCAGCCUCUCGCACCGACCGGAACUCAGCAUGCCAUCCGCCAUUAUCGUCUCCAGCUAGAGAUCCUCAAGGGAGGGGAGGAAAAAGGUAGAAAAAUGGGAAAGGGGGGAAGAGUGUGCCUGGGCUGA
This is a messenger RNA of Striga asiatica, 396 nucleotides long. NCBI's taxonomy places the organism in Eukaryota, Viridiplantae, Streptophyta, Magnoliopsida, Lamiales, Orobanchaceae. The record is from the annotation of a GenBank genome assembly.